AUGUCUGCCAAGAAGAAAAUUUCCCAUAAUGCAGUUGCAAUGACUGACAUUGCAUCGGUACCUGUGAGAUUUCCAAACGAGACACAAAAGCAAAUGAAGUCAGCAGACAUCUUACGAAAACCACAACCAAUCACCGACAAGGGAAUUAAACCGACUUGUGACCAGUUCGUUUUGGACCCACACCCCACUGGAGCUGAAUUGAAAAUGUGUAAUCUCUUCAGACACCCUAAAAUCAGUCACAACGAUUUCCUGGUUCUCCACGUUCACGUCGAUUUUCCAGGCAAGAAUCUGUUUGAGUUUCUUUCUAAUGGAUUACUUGUAAGCCAAAGGCCUUACAGAGGAAAGCCAAAGAAGCCAAAGCGGUACAUAUUUUUUGGUCACAGUGCUUCUCAACUAAGGAACAGAACUUGCUUCUUGUACGACGAGAAACUUGGUGACUUUAAUGAUAUCAUACAAAUGUUUGGAGAUUUCAGCUGCAUCAACAACGUUGCCAAGAGGGCAGCACGUAUUGGAUUGUUGCUCUCUACCGCAAACGAGGUGCUACGACUGCGAGAUGAUGAUAUCACUAAAGAGACAGACAUAGAACGAGAUGGAUAUAACUUCACAGAUGGUUGUGGGUCAAUAUCAGUAGAAUGUGCGACUAGAAUAACUGAGGCAAUGGAUCUAACGGAGCUGUAUAAACACCAAGUUCCUCCAGUGCCAUCGGUCUUUCAAAUAAGAUUAAAGGGAUGUAAAGGAGUGUUAGUUGUUGACCCAAAGUUACCUAAAGGGAUCAAGAUAAGAAACUCAUUGGAAAAGUUCUCUUGGAAACUAUCUGAGCCCCACAUCCUUGGAGUGGUUGAUGAUGGGAUCUCCAAGCCAUAUGCGUAUGGUAACCUAAUUAAGCACUUCAUACGGAUUCUGUCAGCUCUGGGUGUUCCGGAUAAAGCGUUUCUUAAGCUACAGACAUCGUUCUUUGAAGAACUACACCAGCUGGAAAAAGACAAGUGGAUAGCAAUUAAACACUUAUACAUAAGUGGGCGUUCUGAUCUUGCCGAAAGAGUGAUAUCCAUGACAUAUGAUUACUGUUCCAACCAAGAAAUCAGAGAAAAAUUAGAGAGCAUUCGAAGGAAGGUCUUUGACGAUAGAAAAACUGGUGCCUCUGAUAAGCUCGAACGAACCAAGAAGUCUAAAGCUGAAGGCCUGAACAUCAGAGCAGAGUUGUCAAGGAAUGUCUUUGGGGUAUGUGAUAACUCUAACACACUCGAAGAAGGCACUGUGUUUUUUCAACCAACCAUACGUGGAAAACCCGUUGUUAUUAAAGGGAGAGUAAUCGUUGCUAAAAGCCCGAGCUAUUAUCCUGGCGAUAUUAGGGUACUAACAUGUGUAGAAAAUAAACACUGCAGACAUCUUGUUGACUGUGUGGUCUAUCCCGUAAAAGGAAAAAGACCCCACUGUGACGAAAUUGCAGGAAGUGACCUGGAUGGCGAUAAGUACUUCAUCUGUUGGGACCCAGAUUUGGUUCCAAAACAACACUGGAAACCAACAUCAUAUCAAGGAGGGAAGUCGAAAACGCAGAGUAAUAUAACUACCGAUGACCUUAUUACGUAUUUCGCUGAUUACAACGUACGCCGCGUUGGAAAGUUUUCAAAUCUCCUAGAAAUGUGGGCCGAUAUUGCUGGCAUUGAUUCACCUCAAUGUAUGGCCCUCGCAAAUUUAUUCAACCACGCCAUUGACGCAGCCAAAACUGGUGAAAAUGUUAAAGCUCCAAAGAGUCUGAUGGUAAAAUCGCGGAAAGGUGAAAAGAUAUUUGUUUGUGAGAAGAUGGUUAAUAAUGCCAAAUGUUUGAGUGGGGACAUCAAAGAAAGUGUUUCCAAAAUCGAGAAGGAGAUGAGAGAGGAAUAUGGUGAUGAAUCAGAAGAAUUUUCAACUUUUGUUGAUGCUGCUUCACUUGUCUACAAGGCAAGUUAUACUGCUCCUCUUGACGAUAUAGACGUUAACAAUCACAACUUGGCAUUACGGCGUAGUAGAAGUGGGAUCAAAAACAAUUGGCCUGCCGAUGACUUUAAACUUUUUCGGAUGCUGUACAAAUGGUGUCAGAGACAUGAAAAAAUGAAUCUGCUUUCGAGAUUUUGCCGGCUAAUUGACUUUUCGACAUUCACGAGACUACAGAGAGAAUUGGCAAUGGUUGAUUGUCCAGAUAGCAUUGAACAAAUCCAAGGAAGGCAUUCUGGUCUUCAAUCUUCGUCCAUUUUGUCUGCGGAAGAUGUUGCUAAUCUCAACUCUGAAACAUCACCAACAAAAUGGUCUUUGAUGUACACAGUGCUAAACCAAGAUGAAGAAAUAUUUUCAUGGGAAGAUAUCUUAAGUAAGAUGUCAGAUGAUCUUCCGAAAUUACUUGUGUGCAAGUUUGACCUCGGUGGCACCUGGGUCAUAACAAUUUUUGUACCGGGAGCACUUGAACUUUUGCAGACGUCAAAUGACACUACAACCUUGCCUGAUCUGAGAGCAUUUGUGUCAGUUCACGGAUUUAAUUCACAAAAUUGUAUAGUAAAUAAAGAAAAUGUUGUACAUGCAGUUCUUUUGCGUCGUAGCAGACUCCAAAUCUACCCUGCUGAUCAAUCUACAGGAAAUACAUUUAUUUGUAUGAUGGAAGAGGAUGGUCGUACCAAGAUGAGUGUUGCCCUUCAGAAUUUCUCCAGUGGAUUUAAAAGACGGUAUCCAGAUAUAAAUCUGAUGCGCGAACCAAUCAUAUCCUGUGAAAUAUUUCUAGGAUAUUCGGAUGUUAGGCAGUUACCAACCUAUUUUGUGGCAGACACAGAUCCUCCGGAAUUAAAUCCAGAAAUAGAACCACCUGAAUGUCCAGACUUUUUAUAUCGCCAGGAAGAAUUUCCUGUUGUAUCGAGUUCACGAGAGGCACAUACUGAACAUUCUAGGACCUGGUUUCAAGAGGUUGACAACAAAUAUAACGAGCUGAAGAUGUUGGCAGCAAAUGGAACAUUACUUAACUCGCAACUUCAGAUGUUGUUUGCAAUGGCCAACGGAGACUCCGAAGAAAAAGACCCCACUGUGACGAAAUUGCAGGAAGUGACCUGGAUGGCGAUAAGUACUUCAUCUGUUGGGACCCAGAUUUGGUUCCAAAACAACACUGGAAACCAACAUCCUAUCCAGGAAAAGUUCUCUUGGAAACUAUCUGAGCCCCACAUCCUUGGAGUGGUUGAUGAUGGGAUCUCCAAGCCAUAUGCGUAUGGUAACCUAAUUAAGCACUUCAUACGGAUUCUGUCAGCUCUGGGUGUUCCGGAUAAAGCGUUUCUUAAGCUACAGACAUCGUUCUUUGAAGAACUACACCAGCUGGAAAAAGACAAGUGGAUAGCAAUUAAACACUUAUACAUAAGUGGGCGUUCUGAUCUUGCCGAAAAAGUGAUAUCCAUGACAGAUGAUUACUGUUCCAACCAAGAAAUCAGAGAAAAAUUAGAGAGCAUUCGAAGGAAGGUCUUUGACGAUAGAAAAACUGGUGCCUCUGAUAAGCUCGAACGAACCAAGAAGUCUAAAGCUGAAGGCCUGAACAUCAGAGCAGAGUUGUCAAGGAAUGUCUUUGGGGUAUGUGAUAACUCUAACACACUCGAAGAAGGCACUGUGUUUUUUCAACCAACCAUACGUGGAAAACCCGUUGUUAUUAAAGGGAGAGUAAUCGUUGCUAAAAGCCCGAGCUAUUAUCCUGGCGAUAUUAGGGUACUAACAUGUGUAGACAAUAAACACUGCAGACAUCUUGUUGACUGUGUGGUCUAUCCCGUAAAAGGAAAAAGACCCCACUGUGACGAAAUUGCAGGAAGUGACCUGGAUGGCGAUAAGUACUUCAUCUGUUGGGACCCAGAUUUGGUUCCAAAACAACACUGGAAACCAACAUCCUAUCAAGGAGGGAAGUCGAAAACACAGAGUAAUAUAACUACCAAUUACCUUAUUAGUUAUUUCGCUUAUUACGACGUACAUCUCGUUGGAAAGUUUUCAAAUCUCCUAGAAACGUGGGCCGAUAUUGCUGGCAUUGAUUCACCUCAAUGUAUGGCUCUCGCAAAUUUAUUCAACCACGCCAUUGACGCAGCCAAAACUGGUGAAAAUGUUAGAAAAGUUCCAAAGAGUCUGAUGGUAAAAUCUCGGAAAGGUGAAAAGAUAUUUGUUUGUGAGAAGAUGGUUAAUAAUGCCAAAUGUUUGAGUGGGGACAUCAAAGAAAGUGUUUCCAAAAUCGAGAAGGAGAUGAGAGAGGAAUAUGGUGAAGAAUCAGAAGAAUAUUCAACUUUUGUCGAUGCUGCUUCACUUGUCUACAAGGCAAAUUAUACUGCUCCUCUUGACGAUAUAGACGUUAACAAUCACGACUUGCCAUUACGGCGUAGUAGAAGUGGGAUCGUAAGACUCCUAAUGCUAAGGCAUGAUCUAGAAAUCCGUGAAGAAACAACUGUAUUGUCAAAUGAAAUAAUGGACGCGUCCGAAGAGACCAUUUCUUCUUUAGUACAGAAAAACAAUUGGCCUGCCGAUGAUUUUAAACUUUUUCGGAUGCUGUACAAAUGGUGUCAGAGACAUGAUAAAUUAAAUCUGCUUUCGAGAUUUUGCCGGCUAAUUGACUUUUCGACAUUCACGAGACUACAGAGAGAAUUGGCAAUGGUUGAUUGUCCAGAUAACAUUGAACAAAUCCAAGGAAGGCAUUCUGGUCUUCAAUCUUCGUCCAUUUUGUCUGCGGAAGAUGUUGCUAAUCUCAACUCUGAAAUAUCAUCAACAAAAUGGUCUUUGAUGUACACAGUGCUAAACCAAGAUGAAGAAAUAUUUUCAUGGGAAGAUAUCUUAAGUAAGAUGUCAGAUGAUCUUCCGAAAUUACUUGUGUGCAAGUUUGACCUCGGUGGCACCUGGGUCAUAACAAUUUUUGUACCGGGAGCACUUGAACUUUUGCAGACGUCAAAUGACACUACAACCUUGCCUGAUCUGAGAGCAUUUGUGUCAGUUCACGGAUUUAAUUCACAAAGUUGUAUAGUAAAUAAAGAAAAUGUUGUACAUGCAGUUCUUUUGCGUCGUAGCAGACUCCAAAUCUACCCUGCUGAUCAGUCUACAAGAAAUACAUUUAUUUGUAUGAUGGAAGAGGAUGGUCGUACCAAGAUGAGUGUUGCCCUUCAGAAUUUCUCCAGUGGAUUUAAAAGACGAAUGGGGCCUAUGUUGCAAGCUAUGUAG
Molecule: messenger RNA, 5193 nt
Organism: Anneissia japonica
Lineage: Eukaryota; Metazoa; Echinodermata; Crinoidea; Comatulida; Comatulidae
Exons: 10
Coding region: 1-5193 (1730 amino acids)
Biological process (GO): siRNA processing
Cellular component (GO): nuclear RNA-directed RNA polymerase complex
Molecular function (GO): RNA-directed RNA polymerase activity
Source: RefSeq, a predicted model, not a curated record